Saxophila tyrrhenica is the source of this 4056-nucleotide messenger RNA. RefSeq lists its product as uncharacterized. Lineage: Eukaryota; Fungi; Ascomycota; Dothideomycetes; Mycosphaerellales; Extremaceae. The transcript has 3 exons. The coding region runs from base 1 to 4056 and encodes 1351 amino acids. Gene Ontology annotation, cellular component: HDA1 complex. The record is from RefSeq and is a predicted model, not a curated record.
AUGGCGAAGAGAAAGCUAACAACAUCCGUCACCAAGAAAAAGAAGUCAAAACAAGAGCCGCACCCUCACGGCUUCGUCGAUCCGAACAAGGAGUAUAAGAUUAGGUCUAUCAUCGGCGAAACUACCAACCAGUACCAUAUCAGCUGGGAGGACGACGAGCAAACCGGCGAAAGUUUUGAAGAUACUUGGGAGCCCAAGAAGCACGCUAACAGGUUGGCCAUUGAAGACUGGGAGAACCAGAAGGCCCAGAAACGCCGUGAACAAGAAAGGGCCAAGUCUGCUGCUGCGAGGUCGCGUGCUGCUUCUGCUGCUCAGACUGCUACAAGUUCGCCGCCCCGACCACGAAAGGCCCGGUCGCGGAAAAUCAUAGAAAGCUCGCCUCCGCCACCAGAACCUGCAAGCCAGGCCGACGAUAAUCAGGUCCAGUCUACUGCAGAAGACCUUCCUGAGAUCGGUGAGAGCCAACAUACCGAACCGGGAGCCGAGCAAGUUGCGACUACUGCGGAUCUUGGCAGUCCUUUGUUUGAACCAGACGACAGCCCAGAAGCGCCCGUGUUACCUGAGCAAGUCUUUGUUGCAGUUCAGAACCCAGAGCCACCUUCCAGCUUCUACGAAGGCGCCUAUCAAGCGGUCGGCUCGUCACAGGUAAACGACCCACCUUCUUCACCGCCACGACGCUCGCCUGAGGCAUCUCAGUACGUCCCGGAUCCUGUAGACACCACAGGUACGACCGAAGGCACAACAGAGAUUAGUGUUGCGCCAACCACGCAAAGCGAGCUGCCUCAGUCUGCGCCUGCUAACAUAUCGGCGGCUUCUGUAAACGUUGUCCCGGACUCGCAGGCCUUCCACGCCUCUUCGAGCUACGUCCCUACCACAACCACUUCGAAAUCUUCCUCGGCUCCGCAGGCACAGAAAGUGGGUUCAUCUGGAGUGCCAGUACCAUCAGCACCUACCAUCAACUCUCAAGAGAACCCGGCUUCAGCUGAAGAGAGGCGGCCAGAAGCUGCUGGAGACGAGCCUCCGCCAUUAAUCAACGGCGGUGAAACCGGCCUUUCGGACCAGAGCGCCAGACGCCAGCAAACGUCUAGCGCUGUCUCGAAUCCGGCUCAACAUCCACGGAACGUUGACACCUCAGCCGGAGGAAGUAGCCCAGUUCGUCUGAUCACUGAUCGACCUGGAGCCCUUGCUAGUCGCAAGGAACAAGUGCCAUCCCAAAAUCAGAUCAACUCGCAGCAGAGUUCUGCCCCGAGCUCCGCAGUCCAAGCUGAGCCUCGCAGAUCGUCCGCUCAGGCUGCAGGGCGCACCUCGUUGCAUCGGCCGUCAGAGUCAGCUCAACCUUCGCAAGCUUCUCAUCCAGCUCAGCACGUGGGCCGUCAGCAGUACGUUGAUCUUCUCGACACCACACAAGAGCGCUCGACGUUGGAUAGUCCAUUCAGCGUAACGGCCCCGCCCCGAAGAGUACCGGACGAACAUCAGCUUGGUGACAGAAACGCUCCGGGCUCGAGCUCGUGGUUGGAAUCUCCGUUCAAGACUCAAGUAUCGUUGCAGCUGAGUGAAAGGGAGAUACCGGCAUUCCACACUGAUCCACAGUGGAGUCGGCCGAAUACGCAACCUCAGUAUGAGAGUGGAGAGCCACUCACACAGUACUCAACCAUCAAUUCUCUGCCUUUCAGUCUCCCGGUCGACAACUCAUUGUUGCUACAUAAAAGCCCCCUCCGCCAGCCACCUUCUCAAAGCAUCGAGACUGGUCAAUUUGGCGAUAGCGUACAACCUCCACCGUCCCUCCCAUCAACACCAGAACAUCGAUCGACGAUGGACAACCAAAGCACGCCCCAGAGUGGCAGAUCUCUGCAGGAGAAGAUCAAAGCCAUGCGCGAAGAGAAGUGGAAGAACGCCGUAAAGAAGAAACCUUCUGCUGCACCUGUACCUGCUGUUCAGGAAUCUGUUUCGAACCCGCAGGCAUCAGCGAGACCUACAAUCGCGCCAGCUUCUCCCAUUCCGGCACGAUUGGCAUCACCGAUGCUGCUCAAUGGCGAUGGACAUCGCUCCCCUUCAGCUGUACCAGCUUACGCUCCACUGGCCGUCAUUACUCAAGAGGACAUGAACACAUCCGAGCGGUACGGGACACUCUUACCGCAGGCUCAAGAGUCACCAAGCAAUGACCAACAGCGUCGUGGCUCGGUCAUAGCUGAGCGAACGCCAGCAAAGCAACGCGGCGAUGACAUUGAUCCCGAGAAGGCCACACUCUACACCAUCCCCAUCGGCAUGUUCGGACACCAGCGCGAUCAAUAUCCGCAGACUGUAUGGUUCCAUCGCCACUUGGUCGAGAAGUUCCUCGCCUCUUCCGAUCAAGACGAAGAGCUUAUGCAAGAGAUCAACCAUUUCGUACAGCGUGCCCGCAAUGUCGCAAUGCACCCGGAUCUCGAUAACGCCGAAACCUUGACGCAGCACGACACUGAGGCUUCGCAGCAGGCUGAGUGGGAUAUCAAGUGCAGUGCGAAGUUGAAGUUUUUGAAGGAGCUCAUUGAUCGGCUGAGGGAUCAGGAGCUUCAUGUUGUGAUUUUGUCGAGUCCGGGCAGGUUUGUGCAGAUGCUUGAAACUUUUCUAGCUGGCAUUGGCAUAGAUCCGCACCAUGCAGGUGCCGUCGACGAGGACACCCUAGGCUCCCAAGGCUUGCGAGUAACACUGCUCAGCACCGAUCAGGAGAUGCAAAAUCCUCCGCCUGCACAACUCGUCAUCGCCAUGGACAAUCACGCUCGGCACGACACGGCUACGAUCAGAGCACUCCGUAACCGCGAUGGCGCAUGGUGCCCCUUCAUCUCGCUUGUCGUGCCGUACACAGUAGAGCAUGUUGAGCGCUGCCUUUCGGCCGAUCUCUCUGAAAGAGCGUUGGCACGAGCCGUCGUGAACGGCGUCUACAAGCUAAGGACUGAAGCCGGCAAGCUGGAGGGAGGACAGCUCUCCGUCAAAGAUUCUGCCGCUGCUUUGGCAGAAUAUCUGACUACUACGGAGAAUGCGCCGGAGUGGCCACUAGUUGCUCUAGGCACCCUCGAAGACCUUGAUAGCCAGACCGAAAGCGAGAUCGAGCCGUGGACGGAGCAAGGCGUUGCUAACAACAACAAGCGUCCUAGACCUGAAGAUGGAUCUCAAGACAUGGAACCUGCCAACAGCAAGCGCGCCCGCUUCGGUGAUGUCGACAUCACACACGUCAGUGACUCGAUUGACAGAUCGACACAAUCGAAUGCUCUCGGCCAACCCGCCGAAAUCGCUCAACCGGCAGUGACGGACACGGAGAAGCGUCUCCAAGACCUUCUGAUGACGACACAAGGCCGCCUAGACGAGCACGAACAAGCGUUGUCCGACCUCCAAUACCGCCACGAAGACCAGCGUACUCAUCUUGUGGAAGUGACGAAAGAGCGAGACUCUGCCAUCGCUACAGCACAGAAAGCCGUCGAGCGCUUAAACGAGCAAGGCGCCAUACGCAUCAAAAACAAAGAACUGGAACAGCAACUUCGCGAAGCCAACGAGCGACUGCUCGAUCACUCGGUGCCCGAGCGAGCAGAAUACGAAGCCCUUCGACUUGCCGCAGCAGACGCCGUACUCGAGAAGCAGAAAGUAGAGAAGCGAUUGGAGCAAGCGGAGCGAGAUCUGGCGUAUGUUCGUGACCUCUACCAGAGCUCGUCGAAUAGUGCGCAACAACUCGCUUCUCAGAACAACGAGCUAGAAGAUGAGCUUGGCAUUGCAAAGACAAGGGCUUCUGGAGAGCAGGUGAAGCUACGACAGAUGGGCUACGACAGCUAUACAAAGAACCUGGAGAAGGAGAACAAGAAGCUCAAAGCCCUUCUCACGGAUCGGGAGGCAGGGAUGAAGUUUCGCGACGAAGAAAUCGCGAGGCUCAAGGAAGCGAGCAGAGGCAGGAUGGGCACGAGAGCGACGAGCGUGCCGCGGAGCCCGCGCUUAGGCAGCCCGAUGAAAACGAAUAGCAGGCAAGGGAGUCCUGCUGCUGGGGAGGUGAGAGGGAGGUCGUCGUUGCUUCAUCCAUUGCGUAAUGCUUAG